Molecule: messenger RNA, 3045 nt
Organism: Eleginops maclovinus (Patagonian blennie)
Lineage: Eukaryota; Metazoa; Chordata; Actinopteri; Perciformes; Eleginopidae
Product: neuronal acetylcholine receptor subunit beta-2-like
Exons: 6
Coding region: 210-1700 (496 amino acids)
Biological process (GO): monoatomic ion transmembrane transport; chemical synaptic transmission; signal transduction
Cellular component (GO): postsynaptic membrane; synapse; neuron projection
Molecular function (GO): acetylcholine-gated monoatomic cation-selective channel activity; transmembrane signaling receptor activity
Source: RefSeq, a predicted model, not a curated record
UCAGUGCUGCUCUCAUGCCUCCGAUACCCAGGAACCCGCCGUCAUUAGCGGAAACCUUUGCAAUGGAAACGUUAUAAUCCAGCCUGCCUUUUUCUACUUUGUAACACUCUCGACUCAAUUCUCAACGAGGGGAAGAGAAGAAGAGAAACACGAGACGCACUCUCCAAUCUGUAAGUUUUCGCGUGUGUCGCACUGGAGGAGACGACUCGAUGGCAGCCCCGGUGAAAGCAGCUUUGACUCUUCUGGUUCUCACCGUGGCAACUGCCUUGUGUGCGGAGGUGGAGGAGCGUCUGGUGAGUCACCUGUUGUCAGCAGAUCGAUACAAUAAGCUGAUCAGACCAGCUGUCAACAACAGCCAGCAGGUCACCGUCUACAUCCAGGUGUCUCUGGCCCAGCUGAUCAACGUGAACGAGAGGGAGCAGAUCAUGACCACAAACUGUUGGCUCAGUCAGGUGUGGAAUGACUACAGAUUAAUGUGGGACCCUGAAGAGUACCAGGGAAUCAAGAAAAUCCGACUCCCAUCACAACACAUCUGGUUGCCGGACAUCGUCCUCUACAACAAUGCUGAUGGGACCUAUGAAGUCUCCUUCUACUCCAAUGCAGUGGUCUCCAACAACGGCGAAGUGGCCUGGCUCCCACCAGCUAUCUACAAGUCAGCCUGUAAAAUUGAAGUCCGUGAUUUCCCUUUUGACCAGCAGAACUGCACCCUCAAGUUUCGCUCCUGGACCUACGACCACACUGAGAUAGAUCUCAUCCUCCUCAGUGAUUUUGCCUCGCGUGACGACUUCAAACCCAGCGGUGAGUGGGAUAUUGUUUCACUGCCUGGACGCAAGAACGAAGACCCUAACGACAUCAGGUACCUGGACAUCACCUAUGACUUUAUAAUCAAAAGGAAGCCUCUCUUCUACACCAUCAACCUGAUCAUUCCCUGCAUCCUGAUCACUUCCCUGGCUAUCCUGGUGUUCUACCUCCCAUCAGACUGUGGUGAGAAGAUGACUCUCUGUAUCUCUGUCCUCCUGGCACUCACUGUGUUUUUACUCCUUAUCUCAAAAAUUGUGCCACCCACGUCUUUAGCAGUGCCUCUGAUUGGAAAGUACCUGAUGUUUUCAAUGGUACUGGUCACCUUCUCCAUUGUCACCAGUGUUUGCGUGCUCAAUGUGCACCAUCGGUCCCCCAGUACGCACACUAUGCCUCCGUGGGUGAAGCGUAUCUUCCUGUACCGGCUCCCCUCUUACCUAUUCAUGCGGAGACCCGGCAGCUCCAACAUCCGUGAGAAGUUCAGGAGAAAACACCAACAGAGAUCGUACUCUGACCAGAAGAUGUGUGGAGUUGAUGGAGGCCAUGCAGGAAUGGCAGAUUCCUCCUCGUCCUUUUUUGUGAACGAGGAGUCGGCCAAACGCUACGGCUGGAGAAUCAGCGACAUGUCAGAGAACACAGAGUUCAGGAAGAGGAUGACGCUCAAGAGCAACAUUGACGUGGAAGAUGCGGUAGACGGAGUACGCUACAUUGCUGAGAAGAUGAAGAGCGAGGAUGAUGAUGAAGGGAUCAUUGAAGACUGGAAGUACGUGGCCAUGGUGAUCGACCGCCUCUUCCUGUGGAUCUUUGUGUUCGUGUGUGUGGUCGGGACGCUGGGUCUCUUCAUGCAGCCUCUGUUCCAGAAUUACAACACUCCCCUUGUUGAUGAGGUGGACAAUAAAUGAAAGCUGAAACGUCAUUAUGAACUUGAUUUACCCCUCGCCCCUCUGAACAGAGCUCUGACAACAUUCUGAAACAUAAACAUGUCCGUCUUGCACCACAUGCUCACUGGAACCUUUUAAUGAUGCACUUUAGACCUCUUCCACCAGCUUCUCUUUUCCUUACUUCCACUCCGACAUCCUCCAUGUGUCAUCCUCUGCUCCACUCUAGGCAAAGGCAAACAGUACAUUUAUAACCAGUUACCAGAUUGAUUUACGUUAGACCACCUAAGUUUUAUUCAGAACAUGAUGUCAUAAAAAAAAACACAAUGGCCAAAACUAUAAAAACAAAACCCAGGUUAUAAUAGACUAGAUUUAUUGUUUCACUCAAAUAUGAAAUAAAAUAAUCUUUCAUCAUUAUGAAAAGGUGAACAGCAAUUCAGGACUGUUCGAUUUAAAACAGAUUUAGGUUUGCUAUGUCUCUCUGUUUAAAUCUCACAUAACAUGACAUUGUGGGGGCCUGAAUGCAUUAAAAAAGUACUGUGUUACUUUGGUCCGAUAGAUCCCUAAAGAGAGAGAUCCUAAAAGAUGAACAAAGACACAGAAACACAGAUUUUGGGUCUCAUGUCAAAACACUUCUUUGGAGAAACACAGACGAAGAUCACCUCCCUUGGAGCUUUUGCCAAUAGCACACAUACUAUACAUUUCUAACGUUUGCCUUUAAAACUCAGAUCGAGAUGGCACACUGUUGGACUUCUCAAACAAUAACAAUGGACGUGUGUGAAAGUGUUUUUACCCUCAGACAAACCUCACUGUGUGACUGAUCAAAAGUAAGCUACUGCUGUCAAGUUUAAAAGCAGCUUUGUUUUGAAUAAAGGACGUUAAAAUAACAAAAACAAGCAAGACUUAAAACCAAUGACCAUUAGGCUGUUGUUACUCACCAGGCUCCUUUUUAAGGUACAGUACUCCCGUUUCAUCAAAGCUGUGCUUGUCAGAAUCCAAAAUCAAGGAAACCAGCAGCAAUAACAGUGUACAGUAUUUUAUACGGCUUGUUUGCUUUGUCCUAUUGUAAGCCCUCGCAGUCUGCUCUCGGAGACAUUACUUGAAUAUGUGUUCAGUGAUUAUUUCCAAGAGGUAUUAUAUAACUCGUCACCGUCCUAAAGCACUCGUCUGUCACUGCUACCAAUGUUGGCCGAGGAAACGUGUACUGUACUGAUCCAGCUGUGUUGAUUUCUUUCAGCUUGGAUUUUUGAUGUGGUUGGAAUAAAACAUACUUAUUUCUUUUAUUUCCCAUAGGUUCAGUCAUGUUGUUGAGUUUUGUCUGUGCAGACAAUAAAUGUUUAUGAGAUUCACAGAAAGGGACUAUGAUGAC